CAAUCGAGUAUGAAAAUGUCUCAUAAUAAAGCGUCGACCGUUAGAUAUUCUGAACUUGUCGUAGAUUAGUCUAGUUCAAAUCUGAAUGAGUAUACCAUGUGUUUACACCAAAAUUAAACCUUAUACCACAUCGGUUAAAUACAAGAGAUUACAUGACUUUAUAAAAUCAACUUAAUUAUAAUAAUUAAGAUCAAUUCAGAUGGGCCGCGUGGAUUGGAUUUUUGGGCCACCCUAUGCCAUCAUGCACGCCACUCCCUAGCCAUCUGUUCCAAAAAUUUAUUUAAGUGUUGGAGCAACCCCAAUGGUAUGUCAACAUACCUCCCACAUGAUGUAGUGGUGAGGGUGAUCAACACGCCACCCCCAAUGAUGUGGUGGGGAUGAUCAACAUACCACCCGGUCGACAUACCACCCUCAUGCUAUGAUCAGGGUUGCGCUUAAUAUCUUUUUGGUUGUUAAGAAAUUACCAUAUAAUGAUCCCCAUUGAUGCUAUAUGAGUAUAGAGGGAAUAAUCAACCAUCUAUACCUCAGGUAGUAUUGAUGCUUGAUUGUUAGAUCAUCGAUGCUAUAGACCAUCGAUUAUGGCUCAUAGAGGCUCAUACUUAAUCAUGUGCUAACCUAGCUUCAUUGUUCUUUAUUAAUUAGGUAGUGGUAUGAAGCAAAAGCACGCAUUAGCUAGUUAAAUCUCUGUUGUAAGAGGCGCAUGCACGAGUAGAGAAUGGUCUCAGUUGAAGGGAUAAAGUGAUGCUAUAGACUGAGUUAGAGUUUUGAUACUCAAUCUAAUUCCCUCCGAAUCAAAUGACCCCCAAAUCCUUGGUGAAAUUAUUGACAGAUUAACUUUGGUGCGAAAAUUUUUUGACGGCCGAAAAACUGGGCACUAACCAGACAGAGCAGCGCGUAACCAAACUGACACCUUUCCCCACUUUAAACGAACGACCCCUUUGUAUCAUCCUGGACCGUCGGAUUCUACCCUCCCCACUUAGCUUCAUUUUGGACCGUUGGAUGACUUGUAAGGAUGUCCAACGAAGUGGGUGUGUUAUUAGGACUUAGGACCCUAAUUAGUAAUUAGUCCCUAACUGGAUUUGUAUGGAUGAGCGCCUAGUUUAUAGACUUGGACUUCAUUAGACUUCAUUUCAUUUUUUUUCCCUCUGGUCAUGGUUAAUUCCAACUCGAAUUUGCUUCCCCGAAAGCUUCCAAAAUCCAAACCAAUUCUCAGACACGGAAACACGGAAUGAAGAGGAUAAUAAUGAAAUGAAUCAUUCUACAAAAAUGGACCCGCCACAGCAUACCAUACCGCCCGCCACAUGCGUCCAUUGCCAUACCUGUCCGAAAACAUCUCCUCCUUUUUUUUUUCUUUGCUCGAGUUUAUCUACAAAAUCCCGCAAAAAAUCAGAGUCCAUCAAUCGAACAGUCCUUCUCUGAUCGCUCCUCCUACGCCCUUCAUCUUCCCCACCAUUCGAACAGCAAUAAUUCACUCGGCGGCAGGGUAACGAACCAGCACGAUCUGCCGGCAGAGUAGUGAUUUGGGUUGCCGGAACCGGGAGGGGGAAUUCUGGUAAGAGAAUGAGCAUCAAGGUUCCAGCUACUAGGACGAGGGUUGGGAAGUACGAGCUGGGCAGAACCGUAGGGGAAGGCAGCUUUGCGAAAGUCAAGUUCGCCAAGAAUGUCGAAACCGGCGACAGCGUCGCCAUCAAGAUCCUCGAUCGGGAGCAAGUCCUCCGUCACAAGAUGGUCGAGCAGUUAAAAAGGGAAAUAUCAACAAUGAAGCUGAUCAAACAUCCAAACGUGGUCAAAAUAUUCGAGGUUAUGGCAAGCAGGUCGAAGAUUUACAUUGUUCUUGAGUUUGUCGAUGGGGGAGAGUUGUUUGACAAAAUUGCCAAGCAUGGAAGGCUUAAAGAGGAUGAAGCUAGGAAGUAUUUCCAGCAAAUCAUUAAUGCUGUGGACUUUUGCCAUAGUAGAGGAGUCUAUCACAGAGACUUAAAGCCUGAAAACCUUCUUCUUGAUAGCUUUGGUGUUCUUAAAGUUUCUGAUUUUGGGUUGAGUGCAUUUGCGCCACCACAAAUACGGGGGGAUGGGCUCCUUCACACAGCAUGUGGAACUCCAAAUUAUGUUGCUCCUGAGGUUCUCAAAGACAAAGGCUACGAUGGUGCGGCAUCUGACGUUUGGUCAUGCGGGGUCAUCCUGUUCGUGCUUAUGGCAGGGUACUUGCCUUUCGAUGAGUCAAAUCUUAUGGCUUUAUAUCAAAAGAUCUGCAAUGCUGAUUUCACAUUCCCGUCAUGGUUUUCAUCUGGCGCAAAGAAACUCAUAAAGCGUAUUCUUGAUCCAAACCCACUUACUCGAAUCUCCAUUCCUGAAAUCUUAGAAGAUGAAUGGUUCAAGAAAGGGUUCAAGCCACCACGUUUUGAGCAGGACGAGGAUGCUAAUCUAGAUGAUGUAGAUGCUGUUUUUAACAACUCUAAGGAUCGUCUUGUAACAGAAAGGAAGGAGAAACCGGAGUCUAUGAAUGCUUUCGAGCUAAUCUCGAGGACACAAAGCUUCAGUCUCGAUAAGUUGUUCGAGAAGCAAGCAGUCAAGCGAGAGACUUGUUUUGCUUCCAAUAGUCCCGCGAAUGAAUUGAUGUCCAGAAUUGAGGAAGCUGCAAAGCCGCUGGGAUUUAACGUGGACAAGAAAAAGUACAAGAUGAAACUGAAAGGCGAACGAAGUGGAAGGAAGGGUCAACUCUCCAUGGCUACUGAGGUCUUUGAGGUGGCUCCCUCGUUACACAUGGUGGAGCUUCGCAAACUCGGUGGUGAUACACUAGAAUUUCACAAGUUCUACAAGAGUUUCUCGUCAGGACUAAAAGAUGUGGUGUGGAAAUCUGAUCAAACCAUUGAAGGGUUGAAGUAAAGCUCUCUGCCACCUGUUUCUGGCGGAUGGCGGGCCAAACUUGCAGUUGAUGGGUAAUUUGUGUUCUGGCGGGCGGGUCGUAUCAGUUGGGCUAUUCGGGUGUUCAUGUUGUAUCAUUAGCUUUAUGAUUGAAUUAAUAGCAUUUUAUGUUCUUUUACCAUUCCAAGUUAACUGCGGUAUCCUCAAUGAUUGUCAUGUGAUUCCUGAUCUGUCCAACAAAGGUUGAAUGGGGGAUCCAUUGGAGGUGGAAAAAAUGCUUGGAAAUAUCGUGUACUGCUAGACAAAAUAUUUCGAUGGCUCGUAUUCUUAUCGUGCCUUGAGCGUUGGAUAAUAGUUACGGUGGAAGAAGUGUGUUCGAGCCAUCGGAUAAUACUAAGGUGGAAGAAAUGUGUAUUUGAGUC
Linum trigynum is the source of this 3284-nucleotide messenger RNA. The record is from the annotation of a GenBank genome assembly. Lineage: Eukaryota; Viridiplantae; Streptophyta; Magnoliopsida; Malpighiales; Linaceae.